Molecule: messenger RNA, 5400 nt
Organism: Chlorocebus sabaeus (green monkey)
Lineage: Eukaryota; Metazoa; Chordata; Mammalia; Primates; Cercopithecidae
Product: ankyrin repeat domain-containing protein 18A
Molecular function (GO): protein binding
Source: RefSeq, a predicted model, not a curated record
UGGCGCUGAGCCGCACGCUUCGCGGGGCUCACUCGGUCUGAGAGGUGGGAGCGCUGAGCUGCAGGCGCCCGCCUAACGGCUUCGCGCGGCUCACGCGGUCUGAGAGGUCUGAGCGCUGAGCUGCAGGCACGCGCCUAACGGCUUGACGGGGCUCGCUCGGUCUGAGAGGUCGGAGGGCUGAGCUGCAGGCACGCGCCCAACGGCUUCGCUGGGGCUGGCUGGGUGUGAGAGGUCGGAGCGCGGAGCUGCAGGCACGCGCCUAACGGCUUGACGGGGCUCGCUCGGUCUGAGAGGUGGGAGCGCUGAGUUGCAGGCGCCGGCCUAACGGCUUCGCGGGGCUCGCUCGGUCUGAGAGGUGGGAGCGCUGAGCUGCAGGCACGCGCCUAACGGCUUGACGGGGCUCGCUCGGUCUGAGAGGUCGGAGGCUGCGAGUGUCGCUGCUGAAGGCUGUGGUGGACCGGGCUGGAUCGCGGAUUCUGAGCUACAUCGCGGGUUUGGGGGUGGAUCUUGGAUUUGGGGGUGGAUCGCGGGUUGGUGGGGGGAUCGCGGAUUUGGGACUGGGUGGGGGUGGAAAGGCCACGAGGGGCCGCGGCGGCUCAGGAGCGGGUUGUGGGCGUCUGAGAAGUCGCCACCAUGAGGAGGCUCUUCAGCUUCGGGAGACGCCUGGGCCAGAUGCUCCUGAGCUCCAGGGACGAAGAGUACGCGGGUCGCGGGUACCACACCCUGGACUGGGAACUGCGGAAGAUCCACAGGGCGGCCAUCAAGGGCGACGCCGCGGAGGUGGAGCGCUGCCUGAGGCGGUUUCGGGACGUGGACGCCCGCGACAGAAAGGACAGGACUGUUCUACAUUUGGCCUGUGCCCAUGGCCGUGUGGAAGUGGUCACUCUCUUGCUGAGCAGAAGUUGCCAGAUCGACAUCUGUGACAGACUAAACAGGACACCGUUAAUGAAGGCUGUACAUUGCCAGGAAGAGGCUUGUGCAAUUAUUCUCCUGGAACAUGGCGCCAAUCCAAACAUUAAGGAUAUCUACGGCAACACUGCUCUCCAUUAUGCUGUGUAUAAUAAGGGGACUUCACUGGCAGAGAAACUGCUUUCCCACCAUGCAAAUAUUGAAGCACUAAAUGAGGAGGGAAACACUCCACUUUUAUUUGCUAUAAAUUCUAGGAGACAGCAAAUGGUGGAAUUUUUAUUGAAGAACCAGGCAAAUAUACAUGCCAUUGACAAUUUCAGAAGAACAGCCCUCAUGCUUGCUGUGCAGCAUAGCUCAUCAAGUAUCGUCAGCCUCCUCCUUCAGCAAAAUAUAAAUAUCUUUUCUCAAGACAUGUUUGGCCAAACUGCUGAGGAUUAUGCUGUUUGUUGUGAUUUGAGAAGCAUUCAACAACAAAUUUUGGAACAUAAAAAUAAGAUACUUAAAAAUCAUCUUCGAAAUGACAAUCAAGGCUCUCUCUGUCGCCAGUCUGGAGUCCAGUGGCACGAUCUCGGCUCACUGCAGCCUCCACCUCCCAAGGUCAAGCAAUUCUGCCUCAGCCUCCCGAGGAGCUGGGACAACAGGCAUGUGCGACCACGCCCAGAAACAGCAGCUGUGAAGCCUGCAAAUUUGGAAAAAAGGAAAGAAGGUGCAAAAGAACACAACUUAAAAGUGGCUUCAGAGGAAAAGCAAGAAAGGCUUGAAAGAAGUGGAAAUAAACAGCCACAGGAUUCUCAAAGUUAUGGAAGAAAGAAGGAUGUGAUGUAUGGAAAUUACAUGUUGAAGAGAGACAUUGCCAUGCUCAAACAGGAAUUAUACACAAUAAAAAAUGACAGUCUCAGAAAGGAAAAAGAAUAUUUUCAGGAAAUUAAAAGUAUUACAGAAAUGAAUGCUAACUUUGAAAAGAGUGUAAGACUCAAUGACGAAAUGGUAACAAAAACAACGGCCCAGUAUUCGCAACAGCUUAAUGAACUGAAAGCUGAGAAUACAAGGCUGAAUUCAAAAUUGGAGAAGGAAAAACACAACAAAGCAAGACUAGAAGCUGAAGUUGAAUCCCUCCAUUCUAGCCUGGCCACUGCUAUAAAUGAGUACAAUGACAUUUUGGAAAGAAAAGACCUGGAACUAGUUUUAUGGAGAGCAGAUGAUGUUUCUGGACAUGGAAAAAUGGAUUCCAAUAUUUCUCAACUAACAGAUAAGAAUAAGUUGCUUACCGAACAACUUUCUAAAGCUCGGGUGAAGUUCAAUACCUUAAAAGGUAAGCUUCAUGAGACAAGAGAUGCUCUCAAGGAAAAGACACUGGCUUUAGAAAGUGUACAGAUAGACCUAAAGCAAACGCAGUAUCGAUUAAAGGAAAUGAAGCAGAUGCAUCCAAAUGAGGAAGCUAAAGAAAGUCAAUCCUUUGGAAAGCAGAACUCUUUAGAGGAGAGAAGACAUCAACAAGAACCUGAAAAUCUAUUGCUUGAACAACAACUAAAGGAUGCUUAUAAGGAAGGCAAUAAUAAAGAGAUAGUCAUUAAUAUCCAAGAAGACCGUCUUGAGAAUGGAAAGGAAGAUCUUACAGAAGAAAAAAAUACGGAAUUAACGAAUGAAUAUAAUUAUUUAAAAGAAAAACUGUUUCAGUAUGAAAAAGAAGAAGCAGAAGGAGAAGUGAUUGUGAGACGACUUCAAGAAGAACUGGCUGAUCACCUUAACAAAUUUUCUAUGUCAGAAUCUCCACUGGAAGGUACAUCACAUUGUCAUAUUAAUUUGGAUGAGACACGGGCUUCAAAGAAGAAAUUAUUUCAAGUAGGAAGUCAACCUGAAGAAAAACAUGAAGAAUUCAGAAAACUUUUUGAGUUAAUAUCAUCACUGGACUAUAAUGUGGAUCAAAUAAGAGAGAAAAAUAAUAAAUUAGAAGAAGAGACAACUGGAUAUAAGAAAUGCCUAGAAAUGACAAUAAAUAUGUUAAAUGUAUUUGGAAAUGAAGACUUCAGUUGCCAUGGAGACUUAAAUACAGAUCAACUGAAAAUGGAUGUUCUGUUUAAGAAGCUAAAACAGAAGUUUGAUGAUCUUACGGCCGAGAAGGAAGCUGUAUCUUCAAAAUGUGUCAGUUUGGCUAAAGACAAUCAAGUUCUUCAACAGGAGUUUUUAUCUAUGAGAAAAAUACAAGAGAAAUGUGAAAAACUUGAGGAGGAUAAAAAGAUGUUGGAAGAAGAAGUAUUAACUCUUAAGACACAUAUGGAAAACAAUAUGGUAGAACUUGGUAAAGUACAAGAAUAUAAAUCGGAGCUAGAUGAAAAGACAAUGCAGAUAAUAGAAAAAUUAGAAGAAAUCCAUUUACAGGAACAAGCAAAAUAUGAAAAACAAUUAGAGCAGUUAAACAAGGAUAAUACGGCUUCACUAAAUAAGAAGGAACUCACACUUACCGAUGUGGAAUGUAAAUUCUCCAACAUGAAAACUGCUUAUGAAGAGGUUACAACUGAAUUAGAAGAAUAUAAGGAAGCCUUUGCAGUAGCAUUGAAAGCUCACAAUUCCAUGUCAAAAAAUUUAACGAAAUCGAAUAAGAAAAUAGCAGUGAUCAGCACCAAGCUCCUUAUGGAGAAAGAGCGGAUGAAAUAUUUUCUCAGCACUCUUCCUACAAGGCCAGACCCAGAGUUACCUUGUAUUGAAAAUCUUAAUAGUAUAGGACUCAACAAAAAAGAUAUUUCCAAAACACCCGUAAGAAUUCCUACUUCAAACCCACAGACUUCAAAUAACUGCGAGAACUCCUUGACUGAGGUGGAGCCGGACUGUGUAGAACAAAUAAUUAGAGAAACAAAGAAAACUUUUGCUGUGUUGGGCACUUGCUCCCAUCUACUUUCUUCUCUAGAAUCCACUGGGCCGGAAUGAGUGAUUUUUCUUAGAAGCAGAGUUGGAGCCACCGAGGAAACACAGGUGAGCCCUCCCCAGCACACACUUACUAGUCCCCAACAGAAGAACCACUGCUGCAUCCACUGAGGUACCAAGAAACUAGCGAAGGGCCUUCUAGCUGUCUGGGGACAAUCCUCAUGUGGUCUCUGGAUCAGCCUCAAGGGUUCUGGAUUAGUCUCUCUGCAACCUCCGUGCUGUGUGUCUAGAUCAGGGCUCUGCGGGAAGGGCCUGGGAGACCCAGAAGAACAGGGUGUCUUGCCUGCCAAAUGUCCCUUCCUUCUUCCCACUCUUACACUCAGGAAUAGGCUACAUGGCAUGUCCAGGCAGUGCCAGGUCACCUCACUAUCUCCUUUGAGAUGGGCCCAGAGGGCCUAGGGGGGCAAGUGUGAAGCUGGGUACCUGGAGCCUGAGGCUGACUGUCCCUCCCUGUGUCUUGGAGGAGAGGCCUUGGGGCCCAAGAAAACCCCCAAGGCCUGACCUCUGGGCACACAUGCAGGGAGGGAGGGUCUGUGGGCUGAUGGGGGCAUUGUAAUGAGACUUUGAGCACCACUGCUCAGGGGCCUCAUCAGUGGACCAUGGUCAGAGAUGACCUGGUCAGUUGGGACCUGAUCAGCAGAGACCUGGUUAGCAGUGGCCUCCUCAGUGAAGGCCUCACCAGUGGGGACCUGGUGACCUAGUCAUUGGAAGCCUAGUCAGUGGAGACCUGGUCAGUGGUGGCCUUAUUGGUGGGGCCUGAUCGGUUGAAACAUAAACUAUAAAAAACUGGUUGGUGGGGUCGACUCAGUAUAUUAGGGGCCUGGUCAGUGUGGGGCCUUAGUGGCUUGGAGCCUGGUCAGUGAGGGCCUGGUCAGAGAGGGCUUGGUCAGCUGGGCACUGAUCCAUGGAGAACUGUUCAGUGGGGUUGGGGUGAGCGGCAACCUGGUAAAUUGUGGUCUUGUCUGUGGGAACCCAGUCAAUGGGGACCAGAUCAGUGGGAAAUUGGUCAGUGGGGUCUGGUCCCUGAGGCCUAUUAAUGGGGGCCUGGUUAGGGAGACAUGGUCAGUGGGGACUUGGUCAGUGGGACCUGGUCAAUGGAGGAGUGGUCAUUAGGGGCCUCAUCAGUGGGGACCUGGUUGGGGGCACCUGGUCAGUAGGAACCUGGCCAGUUGGCCGUUGUGUGACCUCAGGCAGGGGGUUUGUCUGUGGAGCCUUCUUGCCUCCAUCUGUAGGGAAGCUGAGUUAGGACACCCUGGAGGGUUGCUGGAAAGAGAAUGUGAGAAGAUGUGUUGAAUACAGACAGACCUACAACUUUACACACGACCUGGGUUCCACCUAGAGAGGGUGCCAGCCCUCUCUGCUCUGCCCAGUGCCCUUCCUCUGUCUGCAUCCCCAGGACAACCCUCAGUGGGGAGGGUAGAGUUUGGGGAGCACCUGUGGAGGCUCUAAUCCUGGCCCUGGGCCCUGGUAGUGACAGUGAUGAGGACGUGGGUGCACCUGUGAGUGGAGCAGCUAGGCCUGGUCAGAGAAGCAAGACAAACACACACACCCAUAUGUACACACACACAC